Molecule: messenger RNA, 553 nt
Organism: Nicotiana attenuata
Lineage: Eukaryota; Viridiplantae; Streptophyta; Magnoliopsida; Solanales; Solanaceae
Exons: 2
Coding region: 1-528 (175 amino acids)
Molecular function (GO): zinc ion binding; nucleic acid binding
Source: RefSeq, a predicted model, not a curated record
AUGAUCAAGCCCCUGCCUUCCAUUGACACGGUCUACAGUAUUCUUCUAAGUGACGAGAAACAGAGGCAGGUGUCUACUGGCUCUCAUUUUUCCUCAGAAUCAGCUUCCUUCAAUGCUGGGUCUUCUAAGCAGCCUUACACUCCCAGGGUGAGUUUUGACAAUCAAAGGGCUGCAAUCACUUGCAAAUACUGUAAGAAGCCUGGGCAUAACAUUGAUAAGUGCUAUAAGCUCCAUGGCUAUCCGCCAAAUUUCAAAUUCUCUAAGACUGCUGGUCCCAGGAAAGCUUCAGCACAUAGUGCAGCUGAUUCAUUUGCAUCUCAGGCAUGUGUGUCUCAUUCCAAUGGUGGUGCUGUCCCAGCUGGUUUCUCUGAUUCUUCUUCUGCUUUUCCUGGCUUGACAAAGGACCAAUGUUCUCAACUGAUCCAGCUCUUGCAACAAACUCAUGUCACUCCUGAUUCUUCUCAGUCACUCAUGGCUUCUGCACAUUUUGCUGGGCUCUUCUCUGAAGAAGCCUCUGGCUCUUGGUAAACUGGACAAUGGGCUCUACAAGCUG